AUGCACUGGGAGUGGAAGAAUUGUUCGGUGGCGUGGCAUGACAUGCACAAAGGACGCUCUCUUACGCCUACACUCAUAUUGGAGGCGGUUGCCUCAAAAGAUUUGUGGAUCUGGUAUGCAUUCUUUGGAAUGCCGGGUUCACACAAUGAUAUUAAUGUACUGGAUCAUUCUCCGAUAUUCGACAGUAUCGUUAUUGGCCAAAUUCCUCCGAUCAUCCCGCACCCAACUACAGUAAAAGAAAAACUUUUUGCUCAAAGACAAGAGGCUUAUAGGAAAACUGUGGAACGAGCUUUUGGGGUCUUGCAGAGCAAGUGGGCAAUAACGCAAGGACCAAGCACUAAUGGAGCUGCUCUAAUAUGUCCUCUUGUAGCUGUUAGAAUGGUGAGUCAAACAGCUGCUGUUACUUUGUUUAAAGUUGCAAUAGUCCUUUCAGGACUCUGUUCUGUUCUUCCCAUUGGAGACCCAAAGGAAGAGAAUUAA
This is a messenger RNA of Cornus florida, 480 nucleotides long. RefSeq lists its product as uncharacterized. NCBI's taxonomy places the organism in Eukaryota, Viridiplantae, Streptophyta, Magnoliopsida, Cornales, Cornaceae. The transcript has 3 exons. Bases 1 to 480 code for a protein of 159 amino acids. The record is from RefSeq and is a predicted model, not a curated record.